AUGGCUACAUUCCUCAAUGAAAGAUUCGAAGAAGAACAGACGUUACUCCACACAAGCGUACGAAGAUGUAGGUAUGACAUUACCGAUCUUUUACUAUCUUUCGGAGCGGAUCCAGAGAUACUCUAUCACGGAAAAACAAUUGGCCAUAUCGCAGCAGCCGAAAAUGAUCUACUGUUACUACGAAUCCUGAAGCAUAACAACUGCGAAUUUACAGCUAGCAACUACAACGGAGAAACUCCCUUAAUGUUGGUAAUCUCACACGAAAACCAAGAAUGUACGAAGUUAAUAUGGACAUCAACUAACAUUAACAUUACAACAUCAAGCAGCAAAACCGUUUUGCAUUAUUUAGCCAUGUAUGGCCUAAAGGAUCACGCCACCCAAGUUUGCGCUAAGAGAAUCAUCAAUAUCAACCAACAAGACGACACAGGCAAAACCGCCUUACACGUAGAAGCCGGAUUCAACCGAAUCGACAUGAUCGAGAUUUUACUGCUACACGGAGCAGACGCAAGGAUAAAAUACUCCCAUGGACGCGUGCCUGGAUCAGAAACAUGCAGUAAAAGAGCGCAAGCCAUAUUCCAAAAAUGGGAACUAAACCAUAACAGUAAUUCCCUAACCAAGACUGGAAGAAAAGAAUAA
Molecule: messenger RNA, 636 nt
Organism: Daphnia carinata
Lineage: Eukaryota; Metazoa; Arthropoda; Branchiopoda; Diplostraca; Daphniidae
Product: putative ankyrin repeat protein RF_0381
Exons: 1
Coding region: 1-636 (211 amino acids)
Molecular function (GO): protein binding
Source: RefSeq, a predicted model, not a curated record